Gadus macrocephalus (Pacific cod) is the source of this 2718-nucleotide messenger RNA. Its product is annotated as beta-1,4-galactosyltransferase 2-like. The transcript is spliced from 2 exons. Gene Ontology annotation, biological process: protein N-linked glycosylation; carbohydrate metabolic process. NCBI's taxonomy places the organism in Eukaryota, Metazoa, Chordata, Actinopteri, Gadiformes, Gadidae. The coding region runs from base 345 to 1481 and encodes 378 amino acids. Gene Ontology annotation, molecular function: cytoskeletal protein binding; beta-N-acetylglucosaminylglycopeptide beta-1,4-galactosyltransferase activity. The record is from RefSeq and is a predicted model, not a curated record.
AUACAAGGAAGUAGAGAUGUGGAUUCUGAUCGUGGUUUGGGACAAAGAAACUACGUAUUGGUAUCGUUAUCGCAAAGUAUGAGUAUGAAUCACAGUAUGAACACUAACAAUGACAUUUGGCAAUUUAUAUAUUGGUUUCUUUUGAAAAGCCGCACCUGUUGUUUCCAGAGGCGAAAGCCAUGAUGUGAACUAUUCAUCAAAAAGUUUAAUAUUUCGCUUGCGAUCUUUUACAUUCACACCCCACACCCCACACCCCACGCCUGAAGAUAUGUCAAACCGCUGCAACCAAUUGUUAAGAGAGUUGAAAACCUGUCCUGUGACUCUUUGCUGUGCGCGUCUGGCAUAUGCCAAGUGAUCAGGAGGACAGGAAGUCCCAUAACAAGUUGGCUGACUGGCGUGAUAGUUGUCUCCUUUCCUCUUUCGCUUUAUUUUUAUUUUUAUUUAGAUGUCUCAUUUAUUUUCGCGCAAAGAUGAACAGACUUUUAAGGAUCUUCCUCAUCGUCGUGUUGUUGGCUUUGUCGUUUAUGCUUGCAGUUUGGCUAAAUAACGAUCACUCCUAUACACAUGACCACCGAUAUGCUGAACUAAGCCUUAUGGCAGGUAUGAUACCUGAAGAACAGAAAGAGUCAAUUGUCUCGAAGUUCAACGGCAGCUCUCCAUUGCCUCCUUGUCCCCCUACACCUCCCGGGCUGGAGGGUCCACUCAGGAUAGAGUUCGAGUGGAGCCGGUCAAUGAGCGACGUACGGAAAGCGAGUCGUGAAAAUCUUCAUGAGGGAGGUCGAUUCAAGCCACUGGAUUGCAUCUCUCGGCAUAAGGUGGCCGUCAUCAUCCCCUACCGCAACCGCAAGGACCACCUGAAGCACUGGCUCUACUACCUGCACCCCAUCCUCAAGCGGCAGCAGGUGGACUACGGCGUGUACGUCAUCAACCAGCACGGCGAGGGCACCUUCAACCGCGCCAAGCUGCUCAACGUGGGCUACGUGGAGUCCCUCAAGGAGUACGCCUACGACUGCUUCGUCUUCUCCGACGUGGACCUGGUGCCCAUGGACGACCGCAACCUGUACCGUUGCCACGGCGAGCCCCGGCACAUGGCGGCGGCCAUGGACAAGUUUGGCUUCCAGAUGCCUUACAAAAACUACUUUGGCGGCGUGGUGGCCCUCAGCAGGGAGCAGUACAUGCGCAUCAACGGCUUCCCCAAUAACUACUGGGGCUGGGGCGCCGAGGAUGACGACAUGCACAGGCGCAUCACCCUCAAGGGCAUGGCGGUGUCCCGGCCCGACUCCAGGGUGGGCAUGUACAAGAUGGUGAGGCACCUAAGGGACACCCACAACGAGGUGAACCCGCAAAACCCGGGCCAGCUGCAUAACACGGCGAGGACCAUGGACACCGACGGGAUCAACUCCCUGAUUUACUCCCUUAUCAAGAUCGAGAAGGAUGAGUUGUACACGAUGAUCGACGUGGACAUCCAUGCGCCGAAUUGAGGGUGGGUGGGUGUAGGGUGUGUGUGUGAGUGUGUGUGCACGUGCGUGCGCGUGUGUGUGUGCGCACUAUGGACACUGAACUGCUGUAGUUUGGAUGAGACGCAGCCAUUGCAAGCCGGAACUUUAUUUAUUUUUGGGAUCUCUGGGUCUUCCUCGUUGGCCGGCAUUUUGUGUCGUCGUGUUUUUUUUACAGAUCGGCGUAACAGCUCAAGAGAGAAAAAAAUGUCAAUUGUCAAUUUGUUGCGGCGGAAUUUUCCCUUUUUCACUAAGGUUUUUGCAUGAAGGGAUAUGUCAACUGGCACAUACGCCAUAAGCCAACUUAUGGCAAGCAGGUCAAGAUAACCCUCAGCCCCUCACAACAACAUUCCAUGAAAGGCCUUCUUAAUCGCUGACUUCUUGGUCAUGAAAGUCAACAUUUGAAUCUAUCUUGAAAUGGUUGGUGGUUUGCUCAUUGCACAGGGCAUGGAUGCGUGCUUAAAAGAAUAAAUAUAUAUAUUAAUAUAUUUCUAUACACGUAUAAAGCCAAUUUGUAUUUCCGUGUCUGAAAUCCUUUACAAAUUGAAAUGUGUGCAGUGGCCGAUGGCACUGUAAACACGUGUUGUUAUUGAUUAUCAUAAAUAACAGUGUACUUCCUGUUGAAACAAGAGAUCUGUCAGUAGCACCUUCUGCUUUUCUAGCCUUUAGAUAGUCAAACUGCUUUUGUUUCUCUAGCCCCUGAAGCUCUAAGGGUUGGCAGAUGUUGCAUGAGCAAACAAGUUGUUUGCUUCAUAAAAAUGGUUUGGAUGAUUCAAGGACUCAAAAGGAAACAUGGGGAAGUCAUGCAGUUUGAUAAAGAAUCGGCCUGCAUGUGUGUGUAUGUGAUAUGUUAAGAAUAUUUUAAUAAUUUACUUUUAUUUUGUAAAAGGUUUCUGACCCCACAAAAGAGGUGGGAAAGGUUAUCAGUAGAAAUAACCUUGUAACUGCCAAACCGUUUUAUUUACAUUUAUUAUUUUCCAGAAAUCCAAACGCGAUGAUCUACUUGUGUUUAACACUCACACUUUAGAAUACUCUUUGAGUGGAUUGUAGGCCGACUGCUUGCAGUGAAUCUCUGUGCCAAAUUAUGAUUGUUCUGGUGUCAUUGGUGCCAAUUUGUUACAUGUUUCUUUGUUUGCUUUGCUUUGUUUGAAGUAAAGGUUGUGGUUAAACAUCUCAAAGCACCUACUGUGAAUCAAAUUGAACUAAUCAGAAACUAUUUAAA